Messenger RNA from Candidula unifasciata, 675 nucleotides. The record is from the annotation of a GenBank genome assembly. NCBI's taxonomy places the organism in Eukaryota, Metazoa, Mollusca, Gastropoda, Stylommatophora, Geomitridae.
AUGAGUGCAAGUCGGUUGUUUUACAUAUUGUAUUUAUCCAUGUUAUUUCAUGAGGGUUAUAGGUUACGAAUAAAAAUACGCGAUCGGCUCGUCUUGCAGCUCACAGCUCUGGCCAGCAACUCGUGGGUGGUGGUAGACUGCAUACAAACUGAGGAAUGUCCCUACAAGAAGAUCCUCCUGGAGUCGGGUCCCGGCUGUUAUAGAACUUACUACAAGCUCGCUGAAAUUGCCAGGGCGGGACUGUGGACCGUUUGUUACCAGUUUCCACAUUUAGAGGAAGGUCACACAGAUCCUUACUGCGCGGAUUUUUCCGAGGAUUUUUUCCAAGAAGAGAAGCUGCUUGUUACCCAAACGCUGUGCAUCUUGAGCGUGUUCUUGACAACCUUCGGAUUGCUGGCGCUUGGCUGUGACAGACUGCUGAUGCUCAAAAACAACGCCUUUUCUUCCAGCGCUUCCGUAUUUUUUGGUGUGGCUGGAUUGUGUGGACUGGCCGGCUGCAUCGGUGCUCAUCUGACCCUCACACAAGGCUACGUGGUUUUAUAUUAUUCAGAGAAGUCCGUCAUCUUUAAAUGGUGGGCUUUUCAUUUAUUCAUGGACGGUGCAAUUUUGAAUUUAACCGCCUGGCUUCUAAACGGCUGGACUAAAAAGAAAGCUUGCUCGCUGAAGCACUGGUGA